AAUUCCUUGCCCGUAAAGGUUCGUUUCGUUCCCAAAACUCAAUUCUCGAAGGCAGACCAACUCAACACCAACACUUCAUCACAGAACCCAAACGACGCAAAAGCAGCAAAGCAAAGGAAAGCAAGGGAGACAAUUGGAAUGGUGCCACCGGCGGUGCAGGCGAGUUCAUCCCCUGCCAACCCACAACAGACCCAACAAUUCCUGAGCUCUGUACUUUCCCAGCGAGGGCCCUCCGCCCUCCCUUACUUGGAGGACACCAAGUGGCUGAUCCGCCAGCACCUGCUCUCUCUUUCCUCCUCCUACCCUUCCCUCGAACCCAAAACUGCUACCUUCACCCAUAACGACGGCCGUUCUAUCCACCUUCUCCAGGCCGACGGCACCAUCCCCAUGUCUUUCCAGGGUCUCACCUACAACAUCCCCGUCAUUCUCUGGCUCAUGGAGUCCUACCCCCGCCAACCUCCCUGCGUCUACGUCAACCCCACCCGCGACAUGGUCAUCAAGCGCCCCCACCCUUUCGUCAGCCCCUCCGGCCUCGUCUCCGUUCCUUGCCUCGAGAACUGGAUCUACCCCAGCUCCAAUCUUGUCGACCUCGUUCGUAGUCUCAGCCUCUACUUCGGCAGUGACCCACCUCUCUAUUCCCAACGCCGCCCUAACCCUAACCCUAACCCUAAUCCUAAUCCCAAUUUUACUCCUCCCUCUCUUCAUCCUCCCAGCGGAACGGCUUCCAGUUUGGGGUACGCCCGCCCCUCUAUUCAAACGAGACCGUACCCGCCGUCUCCGUAUGGUGUUCAAACAGAGGAUUCUUCGGAGGCAUAUAGGAGGAGCGCCGUGAACAAACUGGUGGAGUUGGUGCACGGGGAUUUGACGACUAUGAGGAAGGCGCGCGAGGCGGAUAUGGAAGGGCUUUUCAACGCACAGGCGAUGCUGUGGCACCGGGACGAGCAGCUGAAGAAGGGCCUCAACGAGAUGUACGAAGAGAAGGAAGGACUGGAGCAGCAAUUGCAGAUGAUGCUGAUGAACACCGACGUGUUGGAGGCGUGGUUGAGGGAGAACGAAACGAAGCUGAGGAGUCUCCGCCAGAAUGUUGACGUGGACGACGCAUUCGAGAUCAUUGACGUGCCAUCCAAACAAAUGCUCGAGUGCGCGGCCUCCGAUUUGGCAAUCGAGGACGUGGUGUACUCCUUGGACAAGGCUGUGCAGGAGGGCGCGAUACCAUUCGAUCAGUACCUGAGGAAUGUGCGGCUCUUGUCACGCGAGCAGUUCUUUCACCGCGCCACUGCGGCAAAAGUGCGGGCCACGCAGAUGCAGGCUCAGGUUGCCAAUAUGGCCGCCCGGAUUUCUCACUUCGGCGGUGACACUGAGGCGCUCCGAGCCCGAGCUUCAUAGGCCUGAUUGAUUACUUAUUAUACCCAAUCAUAUAGUUGAAGGUCAGAGUUUCCUGUGCAAAUUUUUCAAUGGUAUACGUUUAUAAUUUUUUUUGGCUUUUCUUUUUCUUUUUCAUGGAUUUUAGAUCGUUCUGUAAUGAUUUGUGUCUACAGGGUAAAGAAAUACGUGAGUUUAUGUUCUGAUUGAAUAAAUAUAUGGGUUAAGUUCAAAUUUUUUAUCCUA
Molecule: messenger RNA, 1608 nt
Organism: Carya illinoinensis
Lineage: Eukaryota; Viridiplantae; Streptophyta; Magnoliopsida; Fagales; Juglandaceae
Product: protein ELC-like
Exons: 1
Coding region: 139-1386 (415 amino acids)
Biological process (GO): protein transport; protein modification process; endosome to lysosome transport
Cellular component (GO): ESCRT I complex
Molecular function (GO): ubiquitin binding
Source: RefSeq, a predicted model, not a curated record